Papilio xuthus (Asian swallowtail) is the source of this 892-nucleotide messenger RNA. RefSeq lists its product as uncharacterized. The transcript is spliced from 5 exons. The record is from RefSeq and is a predicted model, not a curated record. Bases 56 to 844 code for a protein of 262 amino acids. Lineage: Eukaryota; Metazoa; Arthropoda; Insecta; Lepidoptera; Papilionidae.
ACUAUAGUAUAGUCAGUCGGUGAUAAUAUUUCAGUUAAAUAUUUUUAAUUGUUUGAUGUAUUUGUUUUAUAAAAUGGAUAUAAUUUUAUCUUCAAACUUUGCUACAUCGUGGUGGGCAGCGCAUCGUUGUCAAAUAUCUGAAAAUGACUUCGAGAACGUGGAUAUACCAAACAUAUGCGAGGAAGUGAGGAGGUGCCUGGCGGGUGGCACCGGGCGCGAAGGGUCUAGCUUAUUGCGGCUCGGAUGGCCGGCGGGUGCGGGCGGCGGGCGCGAGGGGUCCGGCAAGUUGCCGCUGGGUCCCGCUGCGGCGCUGCUGCACGGCGCCGCGCUGUUGCUACUGCACAAAGCUAAACACACUUUGCAAGAUACAUUCGAGUUGACGCAAAAAAUAAUGUUAAAAAAUUAUCAAAUUGAUUCUGACUGCGGGGAUUCUGAAGAAGAAUCCGACGAACAUGAAGAUUCAGAAAUAGAAAGAAGUAGCCUGUCAUCAGUUUCUUCGUCUAGCAAAAGGUCUGCGGAUACAUCGAAUGAUUUAGAAUUGUCAAAGAGGGUGAGGACCAGCGAAGUAUCGGAGAAAGAGAGUGUCUCCAGCAAUGUGUCAGAUGCCUCAUAUUGUGACGAAUUAGACAAUGAUAGUGAGGAAAAUGAAGACAAUGAUUCUCAGUCAAGUUCACAGGAAGAGGAAGAUGAUUAUGUCGAGGUAGAAGACCGCGGUGUGCAGACGUGCGGCUGCGGUUUCGAUCCCGGCCUCAAGCUGGGCGUCAUGCUGCUGUAUGAUGACCACACUCAACCUAUACCCAGCAAAAUACUCAUCUCAUCAAUUAAUCCGAGAGCUAAUCUUUAAAAAUGAACAUAUGCAGUUUUCGACAAUUGAUUGGAAUCAUAAUUAUAA